AUAUCUCCGUUUGGUCUCGUAGCCUUCUUCAUGAUAAAACCCUCGACAGAAAUCCAUCUUGAGCGAGACAAAAAUUGAGUGAGACGAGAAGAAUACAGUGAUUCAGAAAACAUGGAAGAGCUGAGCAUAGAAGAACUAGCUUCGAAUUUAUCUACUUACAAAGAUCAGCUCCAGCAGGUCAGGCAGCUUUUGGUUGAUGAUCCUGGGAACUCCGAAUAUGGUGACAUGGAAAAGGAGCUUGAGGAGGUAAUUGCUCUGACGGAGGAACUUCUUGCAACUGCGAAGCAAAAUGAGAGCUUUGGAUCAGAUGUUGGAAUUAGUGCCACUCCAUCUUCUAGUCUGCCCCAAUCUAAAGGGAAUGAAAUGGAAUCAGGAAGUAUCUCUGAUCAUCAGGAGCAGUUUCCUGUUGGCACUAAAAUUAAGGCUGUCUGGAGUGAAGACGGGGAGUGGUAUGACGCAACCAUUGAAGCUUUGACUCCAAAUGGCUAUUAUGUUUGCUAUGAUGGAUGGGAAAAUAGGGAAGAGGUGGAUCCUGAUAAUGUAAGGCCAAUUGAAUAUAACGCUUUAUUGGAAGCUGAGAAGGUUGCUGAAGCAACAAAACAAGCUAUUAAACGGAAGAUUGCUCAAGCUGCAUCUGUUGAUUUCCAAUCACGAAGUCUACCUGCAAAGCUUCGUAUUGAUCCUAAUGACCCAGAGGAUGUGAAAGCUACUAAGCGUAAGAAGAUACAUGCUUUCAAGUCAAAGGUUCGGCUUGAACAACUAGAAGUGACUCAAAAUAAGAGACAGAAUGCCUGGCAACAGUUCCAGACAACAAAAGGAAGGUCUAAGAAGGUAACUGGCCAUUCUUGCAUGAAAUAUCUGAACAACUGGUCUGUCUUAACAAUUGAAACAUACACUUGGAUUAAAUUGUCAUGUGUGCUAUGAAUGAACCUGCGGGAG
This is a messenger RNA of Carica papaya (papaya), 939 nucleotides long. The record is from RefSeq and is a predicted model, not a curated record. Lineage: Eukaryota; Viridiplantae; Streptophyta; Magnoliopsida; Brassicales; Caricaceae.